Lolium perenne is the source of this 1131-nucleotide messenger RNA. RefSeq names its product MADS-box transcription factor 31. The record is from RefSeq and is a predicted model, not a curated record. Gene Ontology annotation, cellular component: nucleus. Gene Ontology annotation, biological process: positive regulation of transcription by RNA polymerase II. Gene Ontology annotation, molecular function: RNA polymerase II transcription regulatory region sequence-specific DNA binding; DNA-binding transcription factor activity; protein dimerization activity. Lineage: Eukaryota; Viridiplantae; Streptophyta; Magnoliopsida; Poales; Poaceae.
AUCAGAAUAAUAUUAAUUUUGGUGCUUGAAACUAGAACUUUCCAGACUUAUAAAGCUGCCCCUGGCCCCUUUGUUUCCCCCCACUAUCCUCCGAAGAAACACACGCAGAUUGCAGAGGAGAAUAGAACCAUCGGACUGGACCAAUGGGGCGUGGAAAAGUAGAGCUUAAGAAGAUUGAGAACACGACGAGCCGCCAAGUUACCUUCUCCAAGAGGCGGAUGGGGCUGCUCAAGAAGGCAAAUGAGCUUGCCAUUCUUUGUGAUGCGCAGGUUGGGGUCAUUGUUUUCUCUGGCAGUGGCAAGAUGUAUGAGUACUCCAGCCCUCCAUGGAGGAUUGCAAAUAUCUUUGACAGAUAUCUGAAAGCCCCCAGCACCCGAUUUGAUGAGAUGGAUAUCCAGCAGAAAAUCAUCCAUGAGAUGACAAGAAUGAAGGAUGAGAGCAACAGGCUAAAGAUCAUCAUGAGACAGUACAUGGGUGAGGACCUGGAUUCACUGACUCUGCAAGAUGUGAGUAACCUUGAGCAGCAGAUUGACUUCUCUCUGUACAAAGUUCGUCUGAGGAAGCAGCAACAGCUACUUGACCAGCAGCUGCUCGGGAUGCGCCACAGGGAGAUGCACAUUCCAGAGGACCAGGGUAACUACAUGUUCCACAUGAAUCCGGUGAGGGAUCAGCAGGUCCAGGCAGCAGACAUGAUCAACCCGAAGCUGUUUCCAAUGUGGGAUGUUGGUGAGCACAUCUACGGCCAGGACGCCGAGUCCUCCAUGACGACUCUGAAGCUCUCACCGCAGCUGCAAGAGUACAAGCUCCAGCCGCUGCAGCCCAACCUGCAGGAGACCAACAUCCAUGGCUACGUCCUCAGGCUCUGAUUCCUCAGGACACACACAAUGGAAUCUAAUGCAACUGAACUGAUUAAGGAUGAUGAGCAGAGCUUCCUUGUCUGAAUCUGCUAUAGGGCUGUGUUCUAACCAGCUUAGAUUAUCUUACUGCACUUUGUGUGUUAUCAUUGCACUGCUAGAUUAUGUUUGGUGAUGCUUGUAAAUGUGGUGUAUAUCACCUGUUUUAUGUGUCUUCAGGAACCACUUAUAUGUAUCUGAAUCUGAUAUAGGGCUGUCUUCUAACCAGCUUAGAUUA